Oppia nitens is the source of this 2283-nucleotide messenger RNA. RefSeq lists its product as uncharacterized. Bases 25 to 2283 code for a protein of 752 amino acids. Gene Ontology annotation, biological process: dephosphorylation. Gene Ontology annotation, cellular component: extracellular region. The record is from RefSeq and is a predicted model, not a curated record. The transcript is spliced from 7 exons. Gene Ontology annotation, molecular function: phosphatase activity. NCBI's taxonomy places the organism in Eukaryota, Metazoa, Arthropoda, Arachnida, Sarcoptiformes, Oppiidae.
GAGUUUAUUUAAAAAAUAGUAAACAUGAAUAAUUAUAAAAUAAUUUUGGCAUUAUUUAGUCUAUUUUACUUCGUUGAGAUUGACAGUCGCAACCCGUUUCCCGAUACCACUGACAAUGCCUUUCAAAAGGAGUGUUUAUCCUAUCAUAACAGUCUCCGUGGGGCCCAUAAAUCGGGUGCUUUACAUCUCGAUAAAAAUAUUGUUGCUUAUGCUAAAAAACGAUUGCGAAAUAUGACUCAAUAUUCAAAGAUAACAUAUGAACACAAAGACUUGGAUGAAAGGUAUGGCGAAAACAUUUAUUGGGCUAAAGGUAAAAAAGAUAAACUUAGUUGUAGAACUGCACUGAAAAAUUGGUAUUUGGAAAUUAAGUUUUACAACUUUAAGGCGGGAAAGUACAACAAAAAGGCCGGACAUUUCACUCAAUUAUUGUGGAAAUCCAGUACUCAAGUUGGCUGUGCCCGAGCCGUCAACAAAAUACAGGAUGACUAUUACGAGGUGUAUAUUGUAUGCGAUUAUAAGACUUUCGGUAAUGUUAGGGACGAGUUUAGCAAAAAUGUUGUUGAAGUGAUUUACGAGGAAACACCUGAAAAAACUAUAGCUGAAGCAGAUAAGCAUUUCAAGGGUUCAAAAAGUACAAGAAAAUCAAAAAAAUCAAAAAGUUCAAAAGGUUCGGCCAAAAAAUCGUCGGGUGCUAAAUACUACAAUAGUUUGUCGGAUAUUAUGUCGGGUAAUAGUGAUGACAACAAUGAUGAUAAUAAUGAUGACAAUAAUGAUGACAACAAUGAUGAUAAUAGCGAUGAAUUGGAUGAAAAUCGUUAUAAAUAUGAUGUUAUCUUUAAUGAAGAUAAUAUCAAUGGUCAUGAAAGCAAAGAUUACGACGAAGAAGAAAGUAAUCGUAAACGUAAUUCCCGUGUUCUGGUGGACACACCGUUACACCGAAAUAUGUUCGGCCGAUACCUCGAUCAGUUGGGCCGUCUGUUGGCGGCACCCAUGCAAGCAAUUAGUAAAGGCAUUCAACACAUUGAGAAACAAAUUAAAAACAAAAUUAAAGAAACAAUUAAAGAAGUAAUAUUAGAAAAUGAACAAAAUAAUAAACAUAAUAAUAAUGAUAAAAAUAAUACAUUAAAACUUCUACAAGUGGUUCAUCGACACGGGGACAGAGCUAUCGUAAAAACAUAUGACGCCGAUCCAUAUAAAGAUGUCGCCAAGUAUUGGCCCGAGGGUUUGGGCGAACUGUCUAAAGAGGGCCGAUAUCGGUCAUACAAAUUGGGACAGUUUAUACGGCAACACUAUGAUGCAUACCUAAGCCAAUCAUACAGUCCACGAGAUGUCUAUGCCAGGAGUUCCCCGAAAAGUCGAUGUUUGGAUAGUAUAUCGUGUCUGUUGGCAGGCGCUUAUCCACCAAACAAUAAUGACUUUCAAUGGAACAUCACUAACGAUGCCCAGUUAGGCAACAUUUGGCAACCCAUUCCCAUAUAUACAUAUCCUAUAGAUUUAAUAACCUCUGAGCGAAUGCUCCGUACAGAAGCCAUUUGUCCCAAAGCUGAUGAAGAAAUUGACAAACUAUUCAAUUCAGAGCUAGUGAUCAAUAGUAUAGCAAAAGAAGCUGAACUGUUAGAUCAGGUCAAAGGGAUUAUGGGUGCAAACAUGCGAAACCUGUUGGACAUUAAAAAUGUUUACGACCACCUGUUGGUUGAGUGGGACAGGGGUUACAAUUGGUCGACAUAUGGUAAGUGGAACGAGACGUUUGAGAAACAAAUUUUUAAGCAAAUGAAACCAUUGGCCGAACUCUUGUGGAUCGUCGAGUGGAACAACACUCUGGUUCAACGUACCAAAGCUGGUCCUAUCAUUGAAGAACUGGUCAAAAACAUUGAACGACAUAUAGGAUUACCUAAAAAUCAAACGGAUCGCAAACUAUAUGUCUAUUCAACGCACGACAGUAUAGUGUCAGUGUUGAUGCACGCAUUGCAAGUGUUCAAUAAUAGGAUACCACCUAUUAGUUGUACACUAUUUUUUGAGUUGCAUCAAAAAACUACCGGUACCGGCGACUAUUUUGUUAGACUUUACUGGUAUAAUGAAACACUGGAAAAUGAUAAAUACCCGUAUUUGUUACAAUUACCUGAAUGCCAAAAAAGAGAUGACUGUCCACUGGAUAUGUUCUAUAAGUUGACUCAAAAACUAAUACCUGAGAACUGGGAGACUGAAUGUCAAACGGACAUCUUCAAGGAUCGAACCAUUUCACGACUGAAAAAUUCAGAUAUCAAUUCAAUUCAACUCAAGUGA